AUGUCGCAUAUCCAUGAUGAUGAAGAAAAUCCAAUGACUGUUUCAUUUAGCAAUGAUAAUGGUAUACAUCGACAUCGUUCACAUGCAUUUUCAAAUUUAAAACCAGCUAAUGUUCUUGAUCAUAUAAAAACAAAAGUAAAACGAAAACAUAAUCCAACGAAAAGUUUAUUAGAUACGCCUGUUAUUACGGUUCAUUAUGACAGAAAUGAAAACAAUAAUACUAAGCAAACACAUGAAGAUGGAUAUAACCAAUUAAAUCCACCAAGUAUAUCAUUAACAAAAGCUUAUUCUCAACCGACUAUUUCAACAUUAGUAGUAACUGAUCAACAUUCGAAAAGUUUUAGUGACAACGAAAAUCACGACGAAGAAAAUUUUAUAUCAAUGGAUAAAACUGAAAACAAUAUAACGAUUUCGGAACCAAUAAAUCAAAAUGAUCAUACUAGUUUAAGUGUUCCAAAAGAAGAUAAUCAACAAUUAUCUGAUACUGAAAAUAAUAAGAAAAAUACAAAAACGAAAACGAAAUUAAAUAAAGCAUCAAAAACUACUUCCGAACCAGCUAAUCAAUCUGAUUCAAAAAGACGAUCACAAAAAUCUCGAUACACGGUAGAGUAUUCAUCAAAAAAACAACAAAACAAGAAAAAUAAGAAAGAUGAUCAUGACAAUAUGGAAACACUUCCAUAUUUAACUGGUUUUCAAAUUCGUGAUGAUGAUUUUAAUAAUAUCUUUGAAUUACCAGCAGAUGAACAAUUAAUUAUUGCGUAUUCAUGCCUCUGGCGAAAAGAUAUGUAUAUGCAUGGACGAAUAUUUCUUUCCGUCAAUUACUUGUGUUUUUACACGUGUUUUUUCAAAUGGGAAGAAAGUGUGCGUAUUGCUUGGAAAGAUAUUAUCAGUAUUAAAAGAGAAAAAUCAGUUAAAGUACUUUCAAAUGCAAUUAAACUGGAAACAAAGAAUGGGGAACAACAUGUAUUUGCUACUUUUAUAUCAAGAGAACGAAUACUUGUACCUAUGUGUCGUUUAUGGCAAAAUGCAUUAGCGGACAAACCAUUGGAUUAUCAACAAUUACGAACGAUAGUUUUGACGGAUUCAUUAAGUAAUGAUGAAUCAAGUGAUGAUAGUGAACAAUCGAUUAGAUUGAAAAAUAACCGUAAACAAUCUUCAGAUCGGUAUCCACAAUCACAAUCUCAAUCACCCGUUCUUUCAAAACAUAGAACAAAAUCAUCCGUACCAUCAGAGGACACGGAACAAGUAACCUACGUAUCAGCUUGUCCAUGUGAAACACAUUUAGCACGAACUAUUAUUGAUCGAUCAUAUUCUUAUGAUGUUGAUAAACUCUAUGAAUUUAUAUUUGAAGACAAUGAAGUAUCACGUGCAUAUCAUGAGUCACAAAAAUUAAUAGAUUUUAAUCUCGGUGAAUGGCAUAUAAAUAAUGAAACAGGUAAACGAGAACGUCAAGUUACAUAUAAAAUUCUAAGUCAAUCAAUUCUUGGUACAAAUACUAUUACUUGUACUGAAAAACAGACCAUAGAAGUCGAGAUACCACAUUCAUUGUAUGUUAUUAAUACAGAUGUAUAUAAUGAAGGUGUAAAAUAUACAGAUUCAUUUUAUGUUGCAUCACGAUAUUGUAUGUAUCAACGUGAUGCAAAACAUUCUUCAUUACGUAUUAGUGCAGAAAUAAAAUAUAUUAAAAGUGUCAAUGGAUUUAUUAAAUCAUUUAUCGAAAAAAAUUGUAAUUCAUCAGUUGAUGAGGGUCAUAAUGAUCUAGCUCGAAAACUUGAAAGUCAACAAUCAGUAAUAAAUAAUCGUAAACCUGAUCAAAAACAAGCAAUAGUACAUAAAAAGCGCAUACAUAAACAAAAACCAGAAGAAGAAGAAGAAGUCAUACGUCCAGAUAAUAAACAAACAGAGUCUACAAUAGAAUCUGUUCCUUCAUCCAAUGUACAAGUACCCGUAAAAGAAAAGACUAUAACUGGAAAAGGAAUUAUAUUUGACAUUGCUCUUUUUAUUGGUAUAUUUAUUCUACUUCUUCAUAUUUAUUUAUGCUAUACAUUAUAUUCUGUUGAUCGAAUAUUACAAAUUUCUGAAUCUACUUGUGUAAAUCAAUGCAAAAAAACUUGUUUACAAAAUAAAUUGCAACAAUAA
Molecule: messenger RNA, 2139 nt
Organism: Adineta steineri
Lineage: Eukaryota; Metazoa; Rotifera; Eurotatoria; Adinetida; Adinetidae
Source: the annotation of a GenBank genome assembly